UAUGUAAUCAAAUAUGGUCGACGUUUGUUAUUGUCCGAUUUACUGCAGUGUUGUCAUCUUUGAAGAAAAAAAAACAAAGAUUUGUGCGAUGAAAUUUUAUAGUUUCUAGAAAUUUUGAUGCAGUAUGUCUUGUCAGCUCUUAUUACUGUCGAAAUUUCAGGAUAUAGCAUCAGUACGACGUUUUUUCUUUCCUUCUUUGUCUAAAGAAGGAACUCCUAAUAAAGAUGUUGAUCUAAAUUCAACACCAGCUGAUCUUAAAGUAGAUAAUGAUGGAUGGGAACAAGACUGGGGGUUCGAUGAUCAAGAAGUCACUACAGAAACCAGCAACGUUGACACUAAUGGUGACAAAGAGUUACAAAAUAAAUGGCUACAGAACUGUCUUCUGUCACUCUCGCCCACUAAUGAUGUUUUAGCCAUUGCUCAUGAAAAUAAAAUCUGUGUGCUCACCCAGAAAUGGGAUCCAAAGAAAAAAGGGGAAGAAAUUGACUCUAGUCUGACACCUGUGUGGGAGGGUGUUUUGGGACUGGAUGAAAGAGAAACAAUCUCAGCUGUUUUGUGCUUACCAUUGUCUUCACAGAAAAGGAGCACUCAGGGUGGACCGGACUGGACAUGCAUCAUUGUUGGAUUUUCAUCUGGAUUUGUUCGGAUGUACACACAGAAUGGCGUGCUACUUCUAUCUCAGUUGCUGCAUAUGGAAAAGGUAGAAAGGUUGAAAUGCAGGACAUAUUCACCGCCACGCUUCCUUGGUCUUUCUGAGACACAUGAUGAACUGCUGAUCAUGUACACAAAGUCAAUAGUGUCUAUUGAUGGCUUUAGUUUAGUUCAGUCACUCCGAGCUUGCUGUAACCAAGUUGCAAGAGCAACGGCAAGCGGCACGGAAAAUCUCCUCCAGCCUCCCCCUCUUGAAUACAAAAAAUGGUUUUUGGCGGAACAAGAACAAGUUUGUGAUUAUGUUGCUUGCGGUGUUGCUUGUGCUAACCCAUUUGAUCAGCUAAAGGCAGCCUCCAUGUUAGGUGGAGUUAAGGCUUCCGUAAAAACCUCUCCACCAACUAUGUCUGUCUUCAUGACCUCUGGUAAUCAUCCUUAUGUUGGAUUCUUUUACGCUAUUGAGGGUUUCACACAACCAAUUUUAUCAGAAGUGGCAAUUGCUAUGGCAAACAAAAUCAAGUCUGCAAUACUAUCUGCUGCUAGUGGAUGGUUGGGUUUUGGUGGGAAAGCCAAGGAGGAGAAAGAAAAGCCUCCAAAAAUUGAGCCUGCCACACCAUUGCCUUUAAGAUUUGGAUUACCAGACAAACGGCGUGUUGGUGAAAACAUUAUCUUAUCUCCUAACAACAACUACGCAGCAACAACAGACAGUUUUGGGCGUGUUAUACUGAUAGAUGUUCAACGUGGAGUGGCUGUCAGAAUGUGGAAAGGUUAUAGAGAUGCACAACUAGGAUGGGUUGAAGUGAAAGAAGAAAAUGUGGAACCAUGUAAAAACCAUGAUCUUUACAGGCUGGCUCAGUUUCUUAUUAUCUAUGCUCCCAGAAGAGGAAUUUUAGAGGUUUGGCUGGCUGCACAUGGACCUCGAGUGGCAGCUUUCAAUGUCAGUAAAUCCAGUUGUCUUAUUUGUCCAUGCUAUGGAAUGAUGGGAUUAAACAAUGUGACAUGUAAGGGAGUGAAAUCCAAAGCCUUUCUGUGUGCGCUUAUUGACCCUGAUGGGAUGAUUAAAACUAUUCACAUUCCUUUUCAUUUAGCACUAAGUGACAAAAGUAUAAAGAGAGCCAGAGAUCUUCAUUUAUUAAAGAAAUUGAAAGCAUUUCUUAAAGAAUCAGCUGAAGACAGAGAAGGUCUUGAAGAGACAAUAUUACAGCUACUUUUGGAUAUGAAAGUGGCUAGCAUUGCUCACCAAGCCUUGGAGCGAGUACUUAGCACCAAAUAUCUUCCCAUUCAGCUUAUGCAAAAAGUUGUGAGAGCCUGCAUUAAAAAACUGGAGUCAAGAGCUAAAGAAAGUCUUGAUUUAGACAGUCGUAUAAUGUUGAUGUUUUGUAAAGCGCAGAAGUCACUAAUGACUCUCUACUCUUCUGUGUCUCUUCUCAACAAUUCUGAGCCAGAGCCACAGAAACUGUCACAAUUAGAGAUUUUAACAGAUAUUUUACACUUAUCUCCAACUGAUGCUUCUGUUGUAGUGAAUGUACUAUCACGCUAUGAUUUGAUGACCUCCCCUUCCAGUCCUACUAAACAAAGCUCAAGAGUUCAGUUCAGUGAAGAUGUGGCCAAACUUCCUGUGACCUCUUUCCUUCAUGCCUUCUCCUACAGAACAUUGCACACAAAAGAGGAUGACAGCAAGGCGACAAGUGCAUUCUCUGACAAGCAGAUCAGUGUCACGGUCAGUAAGGAGGCUAGUGAGGAGCGUCAGCAUGCACUGGGCGAAUUUUUAUUCGGAGGCUGUUUACAUGGAAAAUGUCAGGCUCAGGAAAUUAUGGCAGCUUUACAACAGAGUAAUCUACCCCCAAAUCAGCUGUUGAACUUACUUAUGAUGCACUGGCUUUCUGUUGGAAGAAGAUCUCUGAACAUGCUUGUUGGUCUCUAUGAACUUGUGAAAAGUAUCACUGCUCUUGCAGAUGUGAGUGAAGUGGUUGUGGACUCAAACACCUCCUCCACCUGGUGGCAACAUGUAAGGAAUAUGUGCAGCCAAUCAGAGCAUUGCUAUGCUGCCUAUCUGGCUGUGCUCACUUGCAAAGCUGUCGCUGCAGAGGCUCUUGGGAUUCGCUCUAAGGCCAAGGAUCCAGAUGCUGACUCUGCCAGCACCACCUCAGAUGACAAUGAACAGCAAGACAUGUGUUGUGCUUCAGGGGAUGCUAGCCUGGACAGCCAGGACUGGGAAUCCUUGACUGUUGACAUGGAGCUAUGGGAGGUUCUUUACCGUCAGUUUGAAGACAUCAUGGCCAUCAGCACCCUGAUUCACUUAUCAGUCAACAUGGAACAGCCUAUCACUGUCUCUGUCUCCAAACUUCUCAACAGUGGCAAAGGUUCCAUUCCAGAAGUAAUUGCCAGGUACAUAGUUCAACAACAACUGAACCCAGCUUCACUUUUCUUUACCUUCACAAUACAAGAGUCAACUGAGAAUGAGAACAGUCUGGAAGGAGUUUAUUCUGGACAGAAUGAAACACAGAAAGUUAAAGACAAGAGAAAGAGUAAGGUGGAGUGUAAGAAAGAAAUAGAGAAACUUCUGCUUGAAAAUAUCACAGAGAUGAGUUACUCUGAUCGUGUUAAAUAUCAACUUGAAGAAUUGAGGCAAAGAUUUCCUCACAGCCUUCAGAAUGAUAUUCUUUUAGCCAACUGUUGCUGGGAGUAUGCAGUAGUCUGGAACAAAGACCCUGAGAUAACUCAGAAUUUAGAUCUUUCAUUGGAAUUCUUAAGACUUGUUCAAAAUGCUGUUUUAAGACAAGGUGUGUCUAGCUUGUUGUGGCACAUGUUUAUACAGAAAAGAGCAGCAGCGGCAGCACAUCUCAUGGAGAAGGUUGGCAAGCCUCCAAAGGACAGAUUAUGCAGAAAGGAAGUUGGAGUUACAGAUUCUACCCUUGUGACCUUCAUCUCUCUUUGUGCAGACUUUAUGGAGAUACUCAUGGAUGCCAACUGUGAAGCAAAUGAGGUCCCUGUGUGUAACACGGAACAUGCUUGGCAGAAAAUGCAGGGACCAACCUCAUUGGUGGAACUGGCCAUUGAUCAAAAGGCCACAAACUAUGGUCUCCUCAGAGUUCACUAUCAUCUACUGAAGAUCAUGUCUGCUGUUCUGGCUUUGAAGAUGAAGUCUGUUAAAGUUCUGUCACUUUUUGAUAGCAAGGGCCGUGCUGCAUUGUUUAAAGACCUUCAUGCUCACCCCCUGUUACCUAGUCAGAAGGUUGAUCAAGACUUGCUAGUAGCUCGUAAAAAUUUCUUGUGUCGAGUCAUAUCCAGUGCAGUUGCUACCAUUGAUCCACCAGCAUCCAGUCCAAGUAUUGGUGGAUCAAGUCCUGCUUUUAAAAAACAUCGUUCUCUCUACUCUUCUGCAUUUAAGUGGCCUCAGGUUGCUCUCAAUUUGACAAGAGAUUUUGGUCUUGAUGUUGACUUUAUGAAAAGAUAUCAUGUAUGUGAGCUGUAUUCCUAUGGCCAUGACAAGUUUGCUGAAGAGGUGAUGACUUCAGUGACAGAACAUGAAGAACUUGGACUUCAGUUAUUGACAGUGGCUGGUCAGAGAGUAGCCUAUGAAAUUUUCAAACGUGAUAUUGAUGCCAACUUUCAACAUUUAGCUGGGAUGUCCGUCACACUGACACGAUGGUUGUCAACACUGGACCCAACAACUCUCCACUACCCAUUGUCUCCCUUGUCCUGGACUGUCACACUGUUGGAACAAGCGGCCUCCAGACUUAGUGAAUCAUCCAAAGAUCAUGAACUGGCAUUAGAACUUCUGGAAAAAACAAAGAUAUUAGCAUCUUUUUCUAACCAGUCAACCUAACCACUAUUAGUAGAACUCAAGAUUUAAACUUUUUUUUUUUUUCCUCUAAUCAGUGAACCUGAACUGCAGUUUUUUUUCUGGAAGUGCCUCGAAAACUUUUUUUUUCUUUUCAGUCACAUCUCAAAGAUGUUCUAUUAUAUUUGAACUUUUCAGUCACAGCGCAAAGAUGUUCUAUUGUAAUUGAACAUUUCUAUUUUACAUAGAUAUCUUCUUGUCCACCACUUCAGAUUUAUAAAAAAAAAAAAGUACAUUUCAUAGUUUGUGGUCAAUGUUCAGCAAGAUAUUUCAAUUUAAACACUUUUACACUGGGCCUGUGAUAGCAUUAUGACUUGUAUUUUGUUGUUCUCUUUCUUGUGAUUCUAAUCUUAGUUUUGUAAUACUUAUAUUUUUGCCUGGAUGUGUGUGUGUGUGUGUGUGUUUCUUUAAUUUGAACAUUGAAGAAUUUGAAAAUUUCUGCUAGUUGUGCAAAAGCAAUUGGUUUGAUAAUGUAUUCACAUUCUGUCAGGCAAACAUUUUUACUAUCAUAUCAUUGUAUUGAGUUUUCUUCUAUGUUGUCCUUAUUUAACUAUCUAUUGUGGUGAUGUGUCCAUUUUCUGAUGGUGUAUGUUGAAGAGUAAUAAAACUUGACUAUUUACACAAAUAUUGUGAAAUGACCAGUUGCCCUUCACAUUAGAAACAUCUCUUAUAUGUAUCUCAUUUAAAACGGACCAAAAAAAAUUUUUUUUGUUUAAAUUUGAUUAGGAAUAUCAGUCUCAGAGAAUAGAGUAAACAUUGCUAUACAAUGUGUGAUAAAAAAACAAAUGUUUAUUUAGUGUAUAAAACCAUUCAGGAAUCAAUUUAAUCUGUGUGUAGAAGUCCAUGAAAAAAAGGAUCCCAUAGUUUUGUUGAUGUGAAUUAUAAACACUUGAAUAAAGAGACAGACAAAACAUAGUGAUAUUCUGUAUGUUUUAUGACAUAAAAUCAUCAGACAAUAAAAUUACAAUAACAUAAAACUAGAUUCUAGUUUUGAGUAUUUUAUCAUGUUGCCCAGUCAUUGGCCAUUGCAUUUAGACAUCUAUCACAAGUCACCGUCGUUGAUUUGGCUGUAUAGCGACGACAUCUUUCACACAUGUGUAAUUGAGCUGAUGUCACUAAUAUUUUAUAGUCUACUUCAACUGAUGAAGAUUCUGUAUUUUGUGAGAAAACAAGUUAAAACUUAACAGAAGAAAUAAAACUUGAAAGUUCAA
Molecule: messenger RNA, 5703 nt
Organism: Biomphalaria glabrata
Lineage: Eukaryota; Metazoa; Mollusca; Gastropoda; Planorbidae
Product: rab3 GTPase-activating protein non-catalytic subunit-like
Exons: 35
Coding region: 125-4477 (1450 amino acids)
Biological process (GO): regulation of GTPase activity
Source: RefSeq, a predicted model, not a curated record